AGAGAGUCGCAGUUCUUCAGAAUCAAGAUCCUGCAAUUUGUUCUCCAAAAAACAACCCUUUGUUUUUCCAAACUCCAAACAACCCAAAGGCACUUUUAAGAGCCAAGUCUGUCUUGUUAAACUGUCCUUGCUGUGUUGUACUUGAUAGUCUCUUCCUAUCUCUCUAUUUAUUUCUCUGUCUAACUCUGUUGUCAGUCUUUCUUCUGUGUCUCUGUCUGUGUCUCUUCACUAUAAUGAGUGAUUCUGAUCUUGAGGAUCUCCUGAGAAGCGCAGAUGAGCUGGUUGAGCAGAAAGAGUUAAGGGAUGACCUACGGAGUGCUGAUGAUUUGCUUUGUACUGCUACUGCUGCUGUUGUUGCUGCUUCCACUUGGAAGCGGCAACAACAGCAGCAGUAGCAGCAGCAGCAACAGUGCCAGCAGUGUCAAUGAUGUGCUGGAAGAAGAGAGACAGUGAGGGAAACUUGAUCUUUGCAAGACCACGUUCAACCCGGAAUGUCUCAAAUCAGGCUGGCUGCAGUCGUAACACUGAUCCCCCCGUUGCUGCUCCUGACUGUGAUCUGAUCUUUGCUCCAGUUAUCGCUCCAGAGACUGUUGAGGGGUUUCUACGAGAUCUCCAGCAGUCUCUGAGCGAUACUACAGGAGAUGAGGUGGUAGCACAAACCCCAAGUGCUUCUCUGCUGGCAUCGACCAACUGGAGCACUCGAAAAAGUUUUUUUUCAGAGAGCUGGAGGGCAGCGAGACCACAUCUAGUUAACACCGUAGUGGCCCAAGCAAAUGUGGGAACACACAUUUGCCAACAGUGUUGGGGCAAAACGUCUGUUGUCCGGUGCCGGGAUUGCCGACCACAUCCCUUCUUCUGUGCUGACUGUGAUGUCAGCAUGCACUCCAGACACCCCCUCCACAACAGAGAUGCUACUACUGCAGGUUACUUCCAGCCAUUGGCCCCAACAACACAUGUACUAAAUAUGGCCCUUUGCUCCUGUGUGCGGUUUGUACCUGUGGAGAUCCCGGACAAAAUCUGUGGUUGUGCAUCAGAGUCAUUGAGCCUCAAGCCAGGAAAGACUGUGACUGUGAUCCCAAUGAAUGGUAAGAAUGGGAAGAAUGACGACAUGAGCUAA
Messenger RNA from Trematomus bernacchii (emerald rockcod), 1117 nucleotides. RefSeq lists its product as uncharacterized. NCBI's taxonomy places the organism in Eukaryota, Metazoa, Chordata, Actinopteri, Perciformes, Nototheniidae. The transcript has 6 exons. The record is from RefSeq and is a predicted model, not a curated record. Bases 425 to 1117 code for a protein of 230 amino acids.